Messenger RNA from Orbilia oligospora ATCC 24927, 444 nucleotides. RefSeq lists its product as uncharacterized. The record is from RefSeq and is a predicted model, not a curated record. Lineage: Eukaryota; Fungi; Ascomycota; Orbiliomycetes; Orbiliales; Orbiliaceae. Gene Ontology annotation, biological process: protein transport. The coding region runs from base 1 to 444 and encodes 147 amino acids. The transcript has a single exon.
AUGUCCAACGAAGAACCCCUCACCCCUUCCCUCAUGCUCAGUCGCAUCCAAUCUCGAAUCGCCGACAACCUCUCCGGCACCUUCGGAACCCUCACUGGAACUGACUACAUCCGCCUCAUCGCUAUAGUCGGCGGCUACCUUCUUCUCCGUCCUUACCUCGAAAAGCUCGGUGCCAAGUAUCAAGAACGAGACCACGCUCGUGCCAUCGAUGAAAACGAACAAGACUCCAUGGCUGCAACUGGUCAGAAGGCAAGGGUUAUCGCCGGUGAAGGUUAUGACCUAGACGAAGACGAAGACGAGAGUAGCGACGAGGAAGCUUGGGGUCGCAAAAAGAGACUACAGCAGAGGAAGGAGAGAGCAAGGAAGAAGAAGGAAAUCGAAGACCGGAUAAAGGCGGAGGAGGAUGAAGAGGAUAAGGAAAUCCAGGAGUUCUUGCAGGAUUAG